AUGGUUGCCGCCGCCGCCACUCGCAACAUGCUCCAUCAAUAUGGCCGUCGCGCCCUGGCCAUUUCGAUGGUUGCCGCUGUCGGCUCGACUGCCGCUUUCUUCUUCGGAUACGUCCAGCCAAGACACGAGAAAUACGAGCGUUUCUUCGCGUAAGUGUUCAAAAUUAGGACAAUUGAAAAAUUUGAAAAAAGUUAAUAGGAAGAACGUGUUAGCAGUAAUAGCGGAUUCGUGGCUCUCAACCACAUCUGAUUUGUAGUAAUCAGAGUGCCACAAAUAGUCAUGAACAGAAAAGGCGGCGAACAUGUCCAAUUCUCUCAGCGUUGACUCAUUUCUAUCCGCUAGAAUUAGCAGCUGAAACGCGUGACAUUAAAUUGAAAUAAGCGACUUCAGCAAAAGCUUUAAAAGUAAGCUUUUUCUGCUGUGGCAGAAUUAUCAUAAAUAUUUAUCGAACAAUCAAAUUUUCAAUUUGCAGCAACUACGAUCCGUACACCAGAAUGAAGGAGAUCUGUGCCGCCAACAAGGGAUACAUGCACACCUGCCCACAGGAGCUCGCCAAGCUGUACGAGGAGAAGGGCAAGCCGAUCGCCGAUUUGUAG
Molecule: messenger RNA, 596 nt
Organism: Caenorhabditis sp. 36 PRJEB53466
Lineage: Eukaryota; Metazoa; Nematoda; Chromadorea; Rhabditida; Rhabditidae
Source: the annotation of a GenBank genome assembly